CCUCAUUUGCUGUCUAGUCUGUAUGUGCCAACUCAGCAAAUUCAGUGUAAGCGAUGUCCAUGAGCUAUCAUCUCCUCGAGUGUUUGUGUAGCAAGAAAGCAGUGGAUAGUGUCAUCAAAGGAUGCGAGGACAAGGUGCUAGUGCUGAGGUUUGGGAGAGAGACGGACCUAGUCUGUAUGGAACUAGAUGACCUUCUGUCCAAGAACCAAGUAUUGGUAAGCAAGAUGGCGGCCGUGUAUGUAGUGGAUGUUGACAGUGUUCCAGUGUACACUCAAUACUUUGACAUCACUCUAGUACCGGCUACUGUGUUCUUCUUCAAUGGCCAGCACAUGAAAGUGGACUGGGGAACUCCGGACCACACAAAGUUCAUUGGCAGUUUCAAAUGUUCUCAAGACUUUAUUGACGUUGUUGAGGUUGUGUAUAGAGGAGCCAUGAAGGGCAAGGUCAUGGUGACCAGUCCAUUAGACUCAACCAGCACACCUCACUAUGACUUACUCUAUAAAGACAUUUAAUACCUUCUUUCAGCUUUUUAUUUCUCACAAAAAUUUAUGUAUUUCAUUAGUUUUAUCAACUUCAUUAAUACCAAGAACGACA
Molecule: messenger RNA, 594 nt
Organism: Halichondria panicea
Lineage: Eukaryota; Metazoa; Porifera; Demospongiae; Suberitida; Halichondriidae
Product: thioredoxin-like protein 4B
Exons: 3
Coding region: 54-512 (152 amino acids)
Biological process (GO): mRNA splicing, via spliceosome
Cellular component (GO): spliceosomal complex; U5 snRNP; U4/U6 x U5 tri-snRNP complex
Source: RefSeq, a predicted model, not a curated record